GCUCUGGCUCUGCCAGUACCAUCAUCCUCUUCUGUUAACUUGCCUUGCUAUCGAUUAGUUAGAUGGCUUUCCCUCAGUGGAAGAUUUGGGAAGAAGUUAACAUGUUGGCCUAAUGUUAAAAGCAUCCAUUGAGCAAGCACACCAAGCACCAAGGAGCACAAUCACCGUAAGAAGAAGACAGGUGGUGAGCGGGACAUGACCAGGGAGGAUGUGGUGCUGGAGCCCUCGGAGGGCCAGGGGAGGUACAGCAGCUCUUUGCCCUGCGUGGAGCCGCCCAUCAUCCAUCAAGUGGCCUCCGCUCCUCUGCCCUCAGACGGGGAGUUCUCUUUCUUCGACCCCAAUGAUCCGAUGUGCAGGGAGGUCCUGCAGGACCCCCAGACCAGCGUGCCUGAGCUCUUUGCGGUGCUGAGGCAGUGGGUUCCCCAGGUCCAGAAGAACAUCAGUCUUAUCGGCAGUGAGAUCCUGAAGAGAGGCUGUGGUGUGAAUGACAGGGAUGGCUUGACUGACAUGAGUCUUCUGCACUACUGCUGCAAGGCUGGAGCUCCUGGCAUCGGUGAUGCUGAGCGGGCGGCACUCUUCGCUAAGCAGCUGCUCUUGCUGGGCGCCGAGCCGUCGCUCCGCAGCCGCUGGACGCACAUGAGCGCCCUGCACUACGCCGCCUACUUUGACGUCCCGCAGCUCAUCCGCGUGGUUCUGGAGGCCUCGCAGCCUGGAGAGGUGGAUGCCACCUGCAGCGACUUUGAUUUUGGCACCGCUUUGCACAUCGCUGCCUCCAACCUGUGCACAUCUGCUGUCAAGUGUCUACUGGAGCUGGGAGCCAACCCUGCCUUUCGGAACGAGCGAGGCCAGUGUCCGGCGGACGUGGUCCCUGAGCCGGUGGACAUGCCUCUGGAGAUGGCGGACGCGGCUGCCCAGGCCAAGGAGCUGCGGACGCUGCUGAGGGAGGCCCUGCCGCGCCCCUGCACCCCCCUGCUGCCCCCCCUGCCCCCCCACCCCGCCGCCGCGCUCACCGACAAGGCCCGCCUCCAGCUGGUCUCCAUGGACGUGUGCCUGGGCGACCGCGUGGUGGUGGCCGGACAGAAGAUUGGCACACUGCGUUUCUGUGGUAGUACAGAGUUUGCUGGAGGCCUGUGGGCCGGCGUGGAGCUGCAGCAGCCUGAGGGGAAGAAUGACGGCUCUGUUGCCGGCGUGCAGUACUUCACCUGCCCCCAGAAACACGGCAUCUUCGCUCCGCUCUCCAAGAUCAGCAAGCCCUCCGAGCGGCCCAGGCCUCGACCACGCCUCAGCUCCACCCCUGUCCGGCCCCCGCGUCUCCUGGACGUGGCUCACGUCACCUCUAAGGUCAACACAGGAUUAGCAGCUAUUAAGCUAAAAGACACGUCUACUGAUGAAGACAAGGUUGAGUCUCCAGAAUCUCAAACAGGUGCUCUGUCCAGAAGUUGCUCCUCUUCCUCCUCGUCUCUGGACUCCAGAUAUGGCUCAGCAGUGCGCUCUCGGCCAUUUCCAUGGCAACGUCCACCCCUGCGGCCUCGGCAGGAGCGGCAGUCCGUUGGGCGCAGAAGCCCUCAACCGCCCUCACACCGGCAGCCUCGCCAGUCCCUCAGCACCACACCCCACGCUGGACCCAGUAGCUGGAUGCCCUUGAGCGGAGGCCUGCUGGGGGAGGGCGCGGAGUUCCACCUGGGGGAGCGGGUGCUGGUGGUGGGCCAGAGGACGGGUGUGGUGCGCUUCUGUGGCAAGACCAGCUUUGCCCCCGGGUUUUGGUUGGGCAUUGAAUUGGACAAACCAAGCGGAAAGAACGACGGGUCUGUUGGAGGUGUGAGGUACUUCAAGUGUCCCUCCAAGCACGGGGUCUUCGCUCCUCCGUCACGCGUGCAGAGGAUUCACGGCUCCGUCGACUGCCUGUCUGAGCUGUCCACCUCCAGACUGAGCCACCCGUCGGCAGCAAUACGCCGCAGUUUCAGCACCUCAACAGCCAUCUCCACGCCCAAGGAGCCAAAUCGCAAAAGUCCAGUCAGCAGGAACCGCUCGAGCAGUGUGAGACGUCGCUGGAGCUCAGCGAGCGCUGGCUACGGUGCCGAGACCUCCGCCCGGCGGGCCAGCAUCACGGGAGGUGCCACCACCACCAGCAACACCACCGGCUCCUCCAACUCGGACAAGAUGGUCAAACUCCACGUGGGCAUGCAGGUCCUGCUGAGCAGUGCCAGCGAGAUGGGCACCAUUCGCUACCUGGGCACGGCCCACUUUGCCCCGGGCGUGUGGCUGGGGCUGGAGCUGCGCAGUGCCCGGGGCAAGAACAACGGCUCGGUGGACGGCCGACGCUACUUCAGCUGCAGGCAGGGCUACGGAGUUCUGGUGCGGCCCGGCCGGAUCACCUACCGCGGCAUCAGCGGCGCCAAGCUGGUGGACGAGUCCAGCUGAGUCCAGUUGAGCCCGUCCUGGUCCACCCUCCGUCCACUAGAGCAAGGCCUCGGCUCGCGCUGGUCUCUGCUCUCCUUUUGUUUUGAUGUGAAUGUCUGCCUGUGCCCUUCAUCUUUGUCUUUCUGUGCCGUUGCUGACUAACAUGGCGAGACAUUCCUGAUAGAAUAGCACUAAGGAAACCCAGCACUACCUAUUAAUGGACAGCAGUGGAGAUGACGGCUCUUUAAAGAUUAAACGGCUCCCCUAGCUCCAGGGAUGGGCCUGUGCAAUAAUGCCCUUGGGAUUCCUAAUUUAGUAUUUACACUAGGAAUUUAACUUUACUUUUUCAAAGAUCGCAUGACAAUUCUUGAAAAUGAACUGAUCAAAUUGAGUUGGCUUGAUUUUUCUCUCAUUUCAGAGUUAAAUGAGGUCGACGGUUUAGCGCAUAUGAGGAUGAAGCUAAGCACUUUAUUGAAGAGAGCAGAAACCUCCGAGUCCAAGACGAUGGUUUUGAAUGUUGAUGAGUUGAACACUACAUUGUAAUUGGGAGGCAACACAUGAAUGUACGGGGGUUUCUGCACAGUAAAAUGGUAUAUUUUUACACUGAGUGGAGUUGGACAGUCUUGAAAUGCAUUAACAGUAGCAUUGCCUUCAAUUGAGGUGAUGCACCAGUGUCCAUGACAGUAUAUUUUAUGUGGGUUUACCAAUUUCUUGCACUUGUGACGAGGACAAUGUUGGCCCAUAGGGUAGGUCAUUGCGUAGCACUUUAACAUUGCUAGAACAUUCCUGAACAUGAGCUUUCAGCCACAUCGCUGAUCAUCUUCUUUGCUCUUCUCCAACAAGCAGGCGAUGCUUCAGAAAAGUCAGAAAAUGUGGGUGAGUGUGGCUACUGUGGCAUUAACCACAGUCAUCGAAUGAGCUCAUUGGCUUGCUUUAUGUAGAAUGGCUUGUGAAGACGUCAUAACUUGGAACGUUACAGUUAAAGUGGUUUGAAUGGUCUUGAUUAAUAUCCUGCCGCCUCCUCUGGGGGUGUGGGUGUGGGGGAGGGUAUGGUUUCAUUUGUAUCAGUGUUGAAUGUUUGGUAUCUUUGCGUCCAUACGUUUAGAGUAUUUUGCAGGGUAAAGCUGGAAUGUGUGUGUGUUGUGGUUUUUACAAUUCAGUAAUAUUGUAAAGAAGUUGGUCUGUUAAUUUUUAUAUUUGUCUUGUUUGUCGCUGUACGUCAUCAUCAGUUGCAAGAAAGUCCAAGACAGUGUAUAGUUUGGAGGUGUUAGUCCUCCUACUGUAAAAAGGCUGUUUGUAAGAAAUAUCACAAAUAAAUAAACUAUCUUUUCCCAGCA
Sardina pilchardus (European sardine) is the source of this 3737-nucleotide messenger RNA. RefSeq lists its product as uncharacterized. The transcript is spliced from 16 exons. Bases 196 to 2421 code for a protein of 741 amino acids. Gene Ontology annotation, biological process: cytoplasmic microtubule organization. Gene Ontology annotation, molecular function: microtubule plus-end binding. The record is from RefSeq and is a predicted model, not a curated record. Gene Ontology annotation, cellular component: nucleus; cell cortex; microtubule plus-end. NCBI's taxonomy places the organism in Eukaryota, Metazoa, Chordata, Actinopteri, Clupeiformes, Clupeidae.